Messenger RNA from Trichoderma reesei QM6a, 1590 nucleotides. RefSeq lists its product as uncharacterized. Gene Ontology annotation, molecular function: protein binding. NCBI's taxonomy places the organism in Eukaryota, Fungi, Ascomycota, Sordariomycetes, Hypocreales, Hypocreaceae. Bases 1 to 1590 code for a protein of 529 amino acids. The transcript has 2 exons. The record is from RefSeq and is a predicted model, not a curated record.
AUGUCUUUGUCUCCCGGUGAAAUCACCCAGACCUGCGGUCUCGUCAAGAUCCCUCCGGAGAUUCUCGACAGAAUAACAAGGCAUCUCACCACGACCGAGUACUGCAAGCUCCGCCUGACGAGCAAGGCCGUCGAACAUGCUCUCUUCUCCAAGUUCGCGUCCGAGUUCUUCACGCGGAAGCAGUUCAUGGUCUCGGAGUUCAGCCUCAAGGCCCUCAGGGACAUCUCCAAGAGCCGUCUCGCGGGAUGCUUGCGCCAAGUACACUUGGGUCUCGAUGAGGUCGAGCCGAUGGCCAUGUAUGCGUCAAGGGGGGUGGCGGCAAUGAAGUCCCUCCGCUUGCUCCAGCUGCGCUUGGCCGAGCAGGAGACGCUCUGGACGCUGGGGCUGGUCCCAAAGUAUCUCGCCGAGGCCUUUUCCCGCCUCCCCAACCUCGAGACUUGCGUGGUUCGCGACUUCAACUCCGACAGAAGAUCUCGAGAUGGCCGCUACCGCCACUGGCUGAGCUACGGCACCAACACCAUGCACAUGGAAACCGGGAUGCGCCCCAGACCUCGCCACGGGCCCGGCUGGAAAGACAUCGGGCUCUCGGAGAAUGCCACUCGCAUGUUCAAGGCCGUUGUCCAUGCGCUAGCCAUGGCACAAGCAAGGCCAACAGCCAUUGAAAUGAUGGAGAGGCGCGGGCAUUUUCUAUUCGACUCUGCGUUCUACAUCCAUCCUGAUUUCGAAGCCGCCGUCGCUCCUGUUCUCGGACGGCUCAAGAGGCUGCACAUUUGCCUUGACAUGGCUUGGGACCCCUUUUCCACGACAAGUCAAACGUCAGAAGCCUGGCACCAUGUCAACGCGGCCAAGUUCUUGAGAUUAUGCGAGAACCUGGAGGAGCUGCGCAUCAACGGAAAGCGCGACUACAUUGCCAACGGCGGCCGUAACGCUCUGCAUCACCUGUUUGACUGGCUCGCGACGAAGCCUCAGACAGAGGCCUUAUCGCCACCGGUGGCAGACGGAGAAGAAGAAGAAGAAGAAGAAGAAGAAAACAGCGCGCUUGUUCCUCCUUACGCAGAGCUCGCGCGAUUGAAAACCCUCAGCCUGGGAAUGACGGCCACUACCGUUGAGGAUCUUGUGCGUGUGGUUGCCAGGUUUGCCGACACGCUCGAGAAUCUCGAAUUGUGGAGGGUCCAUCUCUCGUUUGAGGACAAGGCCAACGACGAAGCCCUGGCGGAAACCGGGCCUACCUUGUACACUGUGCUCCUGCGGAAGAUGCUGGAGAUGCCCAACCUCAACCUGCGGCACAUUAAGCUGGGCAACCUCCAUCAGACCCUGCGCCCCAUUGGCAAAGAGGCAGUCGCGGGGGCCGUUGAUUUCAAGCCCGAAGCCAGCACGCGCGACAGGGCGGUGAUGAAGGGCGAAGUGAGCACGACUACCGUGUUGGAAUAUACGGGCUCGGACUGGAGGCAUUUUGUGUCCCACGAAAUGAUUCCUAGAUUGUACACGCCUCGGGCCAUACUACUAAAGCAGGAAUCAGACAUGGAUGUGGAUGAGGAUGAAAACGAGAGCGAUGGCGACGCCCACAACUAUUGGUCCAGUUUGAUUUAG